Molecule: messenger RNA, 1254 nt
Organism: Aphanomyces invadans
Lineage: Eukaryota; Oomycota; Saprolegniomycetes; Saprolegniales; Verrucalvaceae
Exons: 6
Coding region: 1-1254 (417 amino acids)
Biological process (GO): sphingosine biosynthetic process
Cellular component (GO): membrane; cytoplasm; intracellular membrane-bounded organelle
Molecular function (GO): kinase activity
Source: RefSeq, a predicted model, not a curated record
AUGAGUCCGUCGGGACUGGAAGUCAAAGGCUCGGAUCAAAGCCAACACUUGUCGUGGCUUGACGUCGUUGGAGCAACAGCGGAGAGCACCACACUAAACAUCAACACGUGCAAGAAAGACAACAAAGGCCAUCGCCACCUUGACACGUUUGUGUUCAAUGGACAAGGUAGUGACGACGUCAACGAAUUCGCACAGGCCAUCCGAUAUAUGGCGAGAUUUCCCGGCCAGCACAACCCAACAUUGCCAUCCAUUGAGCAAAUGGCAGAGCAGGCACCGCCAUUGCAGAAAUGUUUGGUGCUCAUCAAUCCUGUUGGCGGUACAGGUCACGCCGAGAGCACGUACGACAGGAAGGUCCACAAUGUGUUGGAAGCAGCUAACAUCGUCGUCACCAAAGUAUUAACAACGCAUCAAGCGCACGCCAUGGAAAUUGCGGAAACACUCGACUUGACAGAGUACAACUUUUUGGUAUGCGUCGGCGGCGAUGGUCUCGAGUUUGAAGUGGUCCAAGGACUCAUGCAACGAAGUGACUGGCACGAUGCGAUUCGAUUCCCGAUGGGGAUCAUACCUGGUGGAAGCGGCAAUGGAUUGGCAAAGACACUCCUCCACAACGCCAGCGAAGUGUACAGUCCUGAAAACAGAGCCUUCAUCAUAGCCAAGGCCUCGCCGCAGUCACUCGAUAUUGCUACAACGAGAAACGCGACGUCGACAAGAUACAGCUUUCUAAGUCUAUCGUGGGCCUUCAUCGCAGAUGUAGACUUCGAAUCCGAGUGGUGUCGCUUCAUGGGGUCGACGCGAUUCACGGUGGCGGCAGUCAUGAAAAUCCUGACCUUCAAACGUUGGAAGGGCCGACUAUCUUACUUGCUCCCAGACAAGGAUGCCGAACCUCAGCACUAUUGGAACAAUCCUGGCAACAACGAACCCUCCAAUGCCCCCGUUAUACAUCUCUUGCCCAAAACGAUAGGCGGGGCUCUCCCGAACAAAUGGGCAACCAUGGAAGGCAACUUCAGCCUCUUUUGGUCGACCAGUGUAAGCCACCCGACGUGGGAUGCUCACCUCGUGCCUGGUGCGUCGUCCAGCGAUGGAUACUUGUACUUGGUGGUCGUCGAAGGCGAUGCUUCAGUGAUGACGAUGACGAAGGUGCUGCUGGGCCUUGAAACCGGAUCGCACACAGCAUUGGAAUCGGUCCAAGUCAUCAAGACAAGGCAAGCCACGCACACUCACCAAGCGUGGUUCGUUUACUUGCGACUAUUGUAG